Saccharomycopsis crataegensis is the source of this 1140-nucleotide messenger RNA. RefSeq lists its product as uncharacterized. Lineage: Eukaryota; Fungi; Ascomycota; Saccharomycetes; Ascoideales; Saccharomycopsidaceae. The coding region runs from base 1 to 1140 and encodes 379 amino acids. The record is from RefSeq and is a predicted model, not a curated record. The transcript has a single exon.
AUGUCAAAAGAUUUGGCACUUAAAUUUCAAGUUGAGGCAAUAGAGAGAAUAAAAAAACAAUAUGAACAUUCAUUGAUAACUGAUUCUGAUAUUGUGGCCCAACAAGAGCUUUUACAGGCCUCGAAAAAACAAAUGUUCAUCAGUGAUCACAAACAGUUGAAAAGUUUUAUCACAAAAAGCAACUGGUCCAAAGUUUACUUCGUGAAAGAAACAGCGAUAAGAUAUCAACUCAUCAAAAACUCAACUCUAUCGCUUUUUGGUAUUGAAAAUAGAGAAUUGUCAGCAAAGUCUGUUGCGUCAUGUUCCAAAGACGAUUCCGAUUUCCUUCCGCACAACAAUUUGUUGACAAUGAUCUAUUGUGCCAACUUUGAUGGGUCUGAUAAGUGCAAAAGUUCAUUCCUUGGUCCAAUUUUCAAUCCUAGAAGACUCGUUGAAAGCUUGGAUAAUAAAUUUAAUUAUUAUUAUACCAAGACCGGCUGGCUAUCAAGCGCACACUUUCAAAAAUAUUUGGAGGAAAUAAGCAACCAUACCAAGCUUAGCAUUAGGCAUCAGGACACAAAUGUAUUAAUUUCACAGAUGUAUGUGAAAAAGGUUUUGGAGAAAUUGUGGACUACAAUCAGGUGUCUAGAGUUUUUGCAGAGCCAUGAAGUGGCAAAAGGUACGAAUUUAGUAGCCUCAAACUAUUCUAGUGAAAACUUAACCAAUAUAAUUCUUCAUUCUUUGCAAUGUUCUAUUUAUGAAUCUGUCACAAUGUUAAACGAUAUUUGGAACGAGGUGUCUCAGGAUAUAGUUUAUGAAUUUACCAAAUCUAUGAAGGAUUCGAAAAAUGGAGCCAUGAGAAUUAAUCAGUCGGGUUUCUACUCGAAUACCGUUUUAGAAAAAUUGCAUCAAAUGCUCACCAUUCAAAUCACAGAGAUUAAGGAGAGAAUAAAUACCAGCCCGAUUAUGAGGAGCUCCAUGAUUGGUUACCUUGAUGACAUUUUGGUAGAAAAGAGAGAAUUCAAUUAUAUUGGGUGUUCAGAUGUUGAAGGCUUGAAAGAAUGUCAAUUAAGCGAAGAUUUUAUUUAUGGUUUAGCGAAGAAGAAAAUUGCUAGUCGAGAAACCCCAAUUAAGAGCAGGACUAAUCAGCAGAUCUCCUAA